GGUUCAGAUCAACCGAAGCAACCGACCUGGGACAGUGCGCUCGUUCAGGAGAAAAAUAAAAGGCAUUUUGAAACACGCUGACGGACAGAAACAGCAUCAAGGAAUGGCCUCUGCUGACACCUCCUGGCCUGAAGAGAACUUUUCCUGUUCCAUCUGUCUGGAUGUGUUCAGCAGCCCAGUUUCCACACCAUGUGGACACAACUUUUGCAGAACCUGUAUUACUAAGUUCUGGGAUGAACAAGUCAAGUACAAAUGUCCCGUUUGCAACGAGCUUUUCAACACAAGACCUGAUUUACGGGUCAAUAUCCUAAUUUCAGAGAUGGUUGAUCGGUUUGGAACGUCCCUACGAGUAAAAGAGCAGCCUUGUGUUGAACCAGCAGAAGUUCCCUGUGACGUCUGUACUGGGUCCCAGCUGAAGGCCGUGAAGUCCUGCCUAGUGUGUCUUAUCUCUUACUGCCAAACCCACCUGGAGCCACACCAUAGAGUUGCAGGCCUGAAGAAACAUCGGCUGGUCGAGCCUAUGGACCGUCUGGACGACAGGAUGUGUAAGAAACACGACCGACUUCUGGAGCUCUUCUGCCAGACUGAACAGGUGUGUGUGUGUCAGUUCUGCACAGAGACGGACCACAAGUCACAUCCUGUUAUACCUCUAAAGGAGGAAUAUGAAGUGAAGACGGCCCAGCUGGGGAAAAUAGAGGCUGAAGUUAAGCAGUUGAUCCAGGAGAGACAAAAAAAUAUUCAGGAGAUUAAAGACACAGUUGAACGCAGCAAAGCAGACGCAGACAGAGAGAUAGCUGAUGGUGUGCAGGUCCUCACUGCUCUGAUGCGCCGCAUUGAAAAGUGCCAGGAUGAUCUCAACCAAACGGUUAAAGAGAAACUGAAAUCCACAGAGAAACAAGCUGAAGACCUCAUCAAAGAGCUGGAACAGGAAAUAGAAGAUCUGACCAAUAGAAGCUCAGAGGUGAAGCAGCUCUCGCACACUAAAGACCACCUCCACUUCCUCCAGACCUUCAGAUCCCUGAAGGAUCCUCCACCCACCAGGGACUGGACCACGGUGGAGGUCCGUCCUCCGUCAUACGUAGGGACCUUGAGGAGAUCCCUGGAUCAGCUGGAGGAGACACUGAACAUGGAGAUGAAGAAGCUGCGUGAUGCUGAACUGAAGAGGGUCCAGCAGUAUGAAGUAGAUGUGACUCUGGAUCCUGAUACAGCUCAUCCCGAGCUCAUCCUGUCUGAGGAUGGGAAACAAGUACAUGAUGGAGGUGUAAGGAAGAGACUCCCAGACAACCCUAAGAUAUUUACAAGGUAUACAUCUGUUCUCACGAGGCAGAGCUUCUCCUCAGGGAGAUUUUACUUUGAGGUCCAGGUUAAAGACAAGACUGGAUGGUUUGUAGGAGUGGUCAGAGAGUCCAUCGACAGAAAAGGUCGGACAGAGCGGACCCCUGAGAAUGGUUACUGGACUCUUCUCUACAACAAGGAUGGGUUGGUAUUUAGAGAUAACCCUAAUGUCCGUCUCCCUCUGAGAGCUGGGCUCCAGAAGGUGGGGGUGUUUGUUGAUUAUGAUGAGGGUCUGGUCUCCUUCUAUGAUGUGGAAGCCAGGGUUCAUCUCUACUCUGCUACUGGCUGCACCUUCAGUGAGCCUCUCUAUCCACUCCUCAGCCCAGGUUUCAGUGAUUAUGAAGGUAACAACUCUGCCCCCCUCAUCAUCUCACCUGUCAAUCAAACAGACUAGGACCUUUGUUUGGUGAUAAAAUAAUCAAACAACCAAAACAACUAAUGUUGUUUCCUGAAUUAGAAUCUCUACUAUGUGAGGUCUCAGAGUACUGUAUUCUUAUCUUGCUUUUCACUGUCAUCUAAGGAGUAAUUCAUUAAGCCACUAACACUGUGCUAUAUAACCCAUUAUAACCUAUAAGGCCACACUAUAAUGUUCAAUGUCUUUUAUCUUAAUGUUUUUUUAUAUUUUUAAUUAAUGAAAAAAGAAAUGUAUUAGAUAAGGUGAAACAUUGAUUUUGAUAACAUUAUCAUUAGUUGAUUUGACCAAAUAGUAAUAUUCGUUUAUUAUUUUUUGAAUCAUUAGAUUAGAUUAGAUUAGGCUUUAUUGAUCCUUUUGGGAUGACUCCCUCAAGGAAAUUGAUUGUCCAGUAGCUUACAGAAAGAAACACAAUAUUAAAUUAUAUACCAUAUAAGAUAAACAAUAAACUCAUGUAUCAUGUUUGACAACACAAUACAAUGUCUGUAAACUUUUGAGAUUUGAAUAAAAAUGUACUAAAAGUAG
This is a messenger RNA of Gadus chalcogrammus (walleye pollock), 2272 nucleotides long. RefSeq names its product zinc finger protein RFP-like. Lineage: Eukaryota; Metazoa; Chordata; Actinopteri; Gadiformes; Gadidae. The record is from RefSeq and is a predicted model, not a curated record. Gene Ontology annotation, molecular function: zinc ion binding; protein binding. The transcript is spliced from 2 exons. The coding region runs from base 104 to 1729 and encodes 541 amino acids.